ACUCAGUGAGAGAGCGAAUUUUAAAAAGAAUGUUGUUUCGAGUCUUCUUUAUUAUCCUAUUUAUUUAGGUUUAGGCCUACUCGUUAAUGAUGGCGCUUCACUUAUUUUUGAAAUGAAUUGCUUUUCGUUAAAAUACAAUGUUUUAGUUUGUUUGCUGUAUAGAUUCCAGGUUGGUUGGACAAAUAAUAAAAGAAGAAAUGAAAACAACAAAGGAUAUUGCCAGAGAACUUGGCCUCCUGCGUAGAAGAUCAUCGUCAACUUCCCAACAUUCCAGAGAUAUAAGAAAAGCCCAAAGUUGGUCUCAAGAAUUCUCUUUUCUGAUAGUAAUAGACUUUGAAUCAACAUGUUGGAAAGAAAAAGAGAUGAACACAUGUCAAGAAAUAAUUGAAUUCCCCGCUGUUCUUCUUAACACAUCAACUGGGGCAAUAGAAGAUGAGUUUCAUUCCUAUGUCCUUCCAAUGGAGCGACCACAACUCAGCAAGUUCUGCACAGAAUUCACUGGCAUCACACAGGCUAUGGUGGAGAGCAGUGCACCGUUGUGUGUCAUCCUGAGCCAGUUCUUGAGAUGGUUGAAGAGACUUGCUGAGAAACACAAUAUGGAAUACCAUACUGCAAAGGAGAAGCAAACGCUGUGUACUUUUGUUACUUGGUCAGAUUGGGAUCUUGGACUGUGUCUGCAUCGCGAGUGUCUCCGUAAACAGCUGUAUAAGCCAGCAAUGCUCAACAGUUGGAUUGACCUCCGAGCUACGUACAAGACUUUUUAUAAAAGGAAGCCUAAUGGAUUGAAUGGGGCACUGCAGGAUGUCGGUAUCCAGUUCACCGGAAGACAGCAUUCAGGGCUUGAUGAUGCAAAGAAUACUGCUCAGUUGGCAUGGAAAAUGAUAUGUGAUGGCUGUAGGAUGAGCAUAACUAAGGCACCACAUCAAAAAGCUGGUGUUUCUCGAGGACUUACAAAAGCAAGUAAUUCAGGGGGGAACCCUAGUGUUCCAGCAAGCUCCUCUGUGCCUGGUGCAACAAUUCUACAGACACCUAAUACAUCAGCAGGCCUGGGCUCGUCAAAUGCAUCAUUAAACAUACAUAAGUCAAGCAUGCCUGCAAGCAUACAGAGACCUAGUACGUCAAUAGGAGUGUGCAUACCUGAUGCGUCAUCAAACCUAGAAAAGCCAAGUACCUCGGCUAGCUACACCAAGCCUGGUGCUUCAGCAAGUCUACAGAGGCCUAGCAGUGCGACAAUAAUACAUAAAGCAUCAUCACACCUGCAUAAUCCAAGCACCUCAGCAAGCUUCUCUAAGCCUAGUACAACCACAAUACUACAGAGGCCUAGUACCUCAGUAGUUCCUAAUGCAUCAUCAAACCCACAGAAUCAAAACACCUUUGCUUACCCAAGGCCCACUGCCACUACAAUCCUUCAGAGGCCUAGUACAUCAAUGAGCUACUCUAAGCCUGGUAAAUCUACAAUACACAGGCCUAGUACAUCAGUAGGCGUUUGCAUGUCUAAAGCAUCAUCUAAACUAGGGAAUCCAGGCACCACAGCAAGUAUUCAGAGCCAAAUUACUCCAAAAAUCCUUCAAAGACCAGGACAAUCAGUAAAUCAUUCAGGGAAAAAUGUUCUAACGAACCUGCCUAGGUCACUAGUUUCAUCUAGCUGUCAAAUGCUGUCCAUCAGGAAUGUUUGGGAAAAGACAAUGACAAGCAGAUUUAGAACAAACAUGAUCAAAAGAAAUGGACAAAACGAUAUUCAGGGAGAAAGAAUUCACAGUACCUCAUAUGCUAGGCAAUUAUUGUGCAAUAAAAACACAGAAUUCAUAGGAAAAGACAAGCAGGUUGGUAGCAAAGAACGAGAGUCCGUUCAGAAGUCAACUUCACCUUACAGAGAAUCAAUAGAUACUUCUGAGAAUGCACUUCCUAUGUAUCAUGAUGAAGGUGUUGACCUUAAUGCUGGAUUUAUUUAUAAUGAAGAUAAAAAAGUACAAGAUAAAUCUUUAACUCCUGUUACUAAUUAUAGUGUAGGGCCUGAAAGAAAAGAAUGUAUUCAACGCAAGACAUUCAAUCCUUUGCAGAAUUAUAUUACACCAAGAAUUUUGAAACAGCCAAUGAAAACACUGUUUACAAAAGUAAAGGUAUUCCAGGCACAAAAACUUCAUUGUGACUUUGAGACUCCAGGACAAAGUAACACCAUUCUUAACUAUCUACAGCCCCACGGAAAAGUGCAUAUGGAUGGUUUGCCAACAGGAUCUCUGAAACCACUUCACCAAUCAUUGCAAGUGCCAUGCAAGGGUCAUUCUACACCAUUGACCAAACUUGCCAAAGAAUUUGCCAGUGAUCACAAAGUGGUUAGAAAGAUGACGCCUGCCAAUGUAGCUUCACGUAAUGGCAUCAUCACCACACCAACUUGGAUCUCAAGAUCAUGCACCAAAGAAAAGAUAACACCACCAAUGUGUCGGUGUGGGCGAAGAACAAGGCGAAAAAUUGCAUCAAGACCAGGACCAGAUCAAAAUAGACCAUUCUUUGUCUGUCCUAAGAGCAACGGAUGUCAGGUUAAAGAGCAGAGAGGAUGCGGCUAUUUUCAAUGGGAGUCGACUGUUAUAAAGAACAAUAUGAAUAUUUAUCAACUUAAAAAGAACAGAUUGUCAGUAGCAGUAGAAAGUUCAUCUGCUGUUCCAGCAAUUGGCACAACCCCACUAAACAGAAACUUUGAAAGUUCAAUAGGAAAAUCCCAACAAAUCAUGAAACCAUCUUUGAGAACAGCCUUCAGGAUCAAACCAUAUUAAUUUCAUGGUACUUAAUAUUUUUUAAGUGUUUUUCAAAACAGGGUUUAUAUAACUGCCAUAUAAAUCAAAUAUAAUUAAAUAAUUUUAAUUAUAAAUUACAAGAAAAUAUUUUCAUCACCAAAUAAGGGUGUUAAUACAGUUCCUAUUCCAUUAUGCCUGCCAACAAAAAUGUAAAGAUUUUAAUAGUAAAACGUCUGUAACAUAUUAUUGCAUUCGAUUUUAAAACAUGUGAUUUUAAAUUUCUUUUAUAUUUAGCAAUUUUUGAAGGGGGUGGGGCGGGUGUGGGGCAGUAUUAUUUAUAAUCACAUCAGUAAUGAUCCACAUGAUGGCAAAUAGUACACUUGUUCCUUCAGCUGCAGCCAAAAAUAAAGAAGGGAACAGCCCCUUUGUACCACAUCUCACCACUUUCCAGCAAGAAUAAAAUAUCUUCCCCCAGAAAUACAUUGUAGCAAAGAUAAUAAAUAGCAGAAGAUAGAGCAGCUUCCUAAUACUGUAUAGUGGAACAUCCAUUCGAAAGGCAUUGUGGGUACACGGAGAGCAAUUUUACCCCAUCCGCGCGGCGGCGUUAUAUAGCAAUAAUAAAGGCGCCGCUCUGGUUCGUUUGUUUCCUGUAGUUUCUUCACUUAGUAAAAUAGUCAAAUUUUACCCAAUUCGCGGGAGGGCGGAUGUUCCAUCAAUUUUAAUGUAAAUACGCGGAACAGCUCAUUCCUCUGCUAUUUAAGUUCUUUGAUUGUAUAGUGCAUCCUUCUUCUUGCGUAUGAUAUAAAUAGAUAUCUAGUUGCUAUUAAUUUUACUGGAACAGUGAUCGUAGCAGGGUCACCAACGAGCAGGUUGACAAAUUGACCCUUCCAUAUUAUACCUUUAGGUGAAGAGAGGCAAGUAUAAGUGAUGUGUCUUGCCCGAAGACACAAGCAGUGCAGCGAGCGUCGGUCUCAUACUCACGACCAGAAGUCCAACACCCUACACGCUGCGCCGCACGCUCUUACAUUGUUGUUCCAUUCCAUAUCCAGUCAGUGUGGUCAUUCUGUACGGUAGCUGGGUUUGUUCAUUUUGACUCGGACUCAAAUAAUUAAUUACAGUACUAAUUUUGCCAGUAACAUCAAAACUUUCAAUAGAGUAAUCAAGUGCAUCUGCAAUUUCGCUAAAUUUUUAACAUAGAAGGCGGCUCUUUUCUAUGUAUGCAUGGCGUAGCAAAUGGUUAAUAAUCAUUAAUUCAAAGAAUGUGUAAAGUGGAAUAGAACAUUUUUCCACCUUUUCUAUACAUUAAGUAUGUGUGGUGGUGUUGGUUUUUAUGUUCUUUCAGUCAUUAUUUGAUUUAAUUUCUAUGUUAUUAUAAAUAAAAGACCUUAUUUUAUGUUUAA
Anneissia japonica is the source of this 4132-nucleotide messenger RNA. RefSeq lists its product as uncharacterized. The transcript has 10 exons. Gene Ontology annotation, molecular function: 3'-5'-RNA exonuclease activity; zinc ion binding; nucleic acid binding. Lineage: Eukaryota; Metazoa; Echinodermata; Crinoidea; Comatulida; Comatulidae. The record is from RefSeq and is a predicted model, not a curated record. Gene Ontology annotation, biological process: exonucleolytic trimming to generate mature 3'-end of 5.8S rRNA from tricistronic rRNA transcript (SSU-rRNA, 5.8S rRNA, LSU-rRNA). Bases 198 to 2771 code for a protein of 857 amino acids.